AUGUUUCAAGUCCGCCUUGAGGAUUGCCCGGGAAUGGCCGACUACAUCGCCAAGGUGCAAAGCAUCCAUGGCAAGCUAAAGGAGCUGGGUAUCGUCUUCCCCGAACAAGCUCCUGCAGCCGCCCUUCUUGUUGGCCUCACCUCGGCAUACGAAGACACGAGGAAGAUGCUCCUCACACUCUCGGCAGAAGACCUCACCUUUGCUAAGCGCAACCGCUUCCCUCCGUGCACCUACGUCGUCAAGUAUGGCAACCGCAUGGGACAAGUGUGUGGUGGCACUAACCACCCCCUCGCCACGUGCUUUAAGAAGAAAGACGACGAAUGGUAUGCCAUCCAUGGAGUCGACAAGAAGUCGCCGAAUUGGAUGCGCCCUCGUAAGGCCAACCUAGUUGAGGCACAGGACCUCGCUCAGGCUAGUGCUAGUGAUAGUCCUCCUGCUGAUGUGCGCAUCAACUUGUUGUUCCUCUGCACUGCCAUGAUUAAUGAAGCAACUUCGCAGUACAUCGGCUCAUCACAAGCACCACAAUACAUAGAAUUCACACUCGACAGCGGGGCCACUCACACAGUGCUCAAGGAGACACUCUUCUUCAAACCCUACGCAACACCCAUUCCUCUCCUGGGAGCUGAUUCAAGCUUCACCACUCUUGCCAAGGUCGCUGCAGCCCCACUGGACAUAGUGCACAUGGACGUCUGGGGCCCUGCCCCUGUUGCCGCACGAGGCGGCCAUCGCUAUUUCCUUGCAAUAGUUGAUGACCACUCUCGCUACGUCUCUGUGCACCUCCUCCACACUAAGGCUGAGGCUCCAGAGGCCAUCAUGGCGUGGGUUAACCAGGCACAGACCACCUUUGGGUCCAAGGUCAAGCGCCUCCAUUCGGAUGGUGGUGGUGAAUUUUGCAACGACAAGCUCAAAGCCUUCUGCUCCUCCCUUGGCAUCCUGCAAAACUUCACCCUUUCUGACAGCCCGCAGCAGAACGGCAUAGCAGAGAGCCGAAAUCACACAUUGGUGCAGAUCGCUCGCUGCCUCCUCAGCCACUCCAACGCACCACUCUCACUCUGGGGGUACACCCUCUAUCAUGCCGCCCUCCUCUACAACCUCUACCCCCACCCGCAUCUUCCCGACACCACUCCCACCCCACUCUGGCUCGGGAAAACACCCACUGCUCGCCCCCUUUGCGUCUGGCGGUGCACCGCCUAUGUCCUCCUCAACCCCCAGGCUCGGCGGCGGCAAGGUGGCAAGCUUGGCCCCAAAACUCAAACGUGCAUCUACCUUGGGCAUAACGCUGACUUCCCUGACUACCUUUUCAUCAACCCCUCCACUCAACAACUAGUCAGGAGCCGCGAUGUCGUCUUUGAUGAGACUCGCCCCUUCUACUCCACCUCGGGGGGGGAUCCCCCCUCCGGACCACCCUCUCUUGUGUGGGCUGACUUUGAUGCGCCUCCUGAACUUCCGCCUGCACCAGCUCCCUCACCUCCUACCUCUCCUGCCAUCGCACCAUCCCCGUCUGAGGUCUCUAACCCGACCUCUCCGGUGUCUUCGGCAGCUGCUCCUCCAUCUCCCCCCUCUACCACUCUGCCAACUGCGCUCCCACCACCAAGCGCACCAAUCACAUACCAUCGGCGGUCGAACCCUCCAGCCCCACCUCCUCCCCACGUUCCCUCCUCCACCCAGGAACCUGCUCUCCCACAACCGAGCAAACUGAUCACGUACCAGCGACGGCCGAUCCCUCCGCCCAAGCCUCCCAAACCGUCCCCUCCAGGAACGCCUGCUCCACCCUCUUCUCCGGUGGCUCAUGGCACUCGGUCGCAUGAGGCUGCUCCUCCACUGGCACUUGCCAUUCGAUGCUCAGCAUGA
Messenger RNA from Closterium sp. Naga37s-1, 1851 nucleotides. The record is from the annotation of a GenBank genome assembly. NCBI's taxonomy places the organism in Eukaryota, Viridiplantae, Streptophyta, Zygnematophyceae, Desmidiales, Closteriaceae.